This is a messenger RNA of Fukomys damarensis (Damara mole-rat), 1096 nucleotides long. RefSeq names its product neutrophil gelatinase-associated lipocalin. The coding region runs from base 271 to 867 and encodes 198 amino acids. Lineage: Eukaryota; Metazoa; Chordata; Mammalia; Rodentia; Bathyergidae. Gene Ontology annotation, molecular function: small molecule binding. The transcript has 7 exons. The record is from RefSeq and is a predicted model, not a curated record.
CCCUCCGGUCCCCCAUGGCCUUCUCCCCCUUCUACCUUGCACAAUCCUGACCUGGUGGGGGGCGGGAGGAAGGGGUUGAAACAUUGCCAACUGUUUUGCAGAAGGAGUUGCUGGCAAUUGCCUCACACUUCCUGGAUUUAGCAAAGGAUGGACCAGCCCACCUGAGGGCGAGGCAGCAGCCAGGCGGCCCGUAAAUAGUCCCCCGGUUGGGCUCCACAGCAGUCCACCUCCUUCUCCAACACCUGCCAGCCCAGCAGCUGUCCUGAAGCCAUGGCCCUGGGUCUGCUGUGUCUGGGCCUCACCCUGCUGGGGACCCUGCAGUCCCAGGCCCAGGACACCACCCCAACCCUGAUCCCGAGCCCGCCUCUGAGCAAGGUCCCUCUGCAGCCAGACUUCCAGGAUGACCAGUUCCAGGGGAAGUGGUAUGCCGUAGCUGUGGCAGGGAACGGAUUUCAGAAAGAAAAAGAAAGCCAGUCAAACAUGUACAGCGAUACCUACGAGCUGAAAGAUGACCACAGCUACAACGUCACUGCCACCCUGCUCAGGGGCCAGGCCUGUGACUACUGGAUCAGGACGUUUGUCCCAAGUGACCAGCCCGGCCACUUCACACUGGGCAAUUUACCACGCUACCGUACAAUACAGAGUUACAUCGUCAGAGUGACAGCCACCAACUACAAUCGGUUCGCCAUAGUGUUUUUUCAGAAGACGUCCAGAAACACAGUGUACUUCAAGACUGUUCUCUACGGGAGAACCAAGGAGCUGAGCCCUUCCGUGAAGCGGCGUUUCGUCAACUUUGUCAAGUCUCUGGGCCUCAGUGAUGACAACACCGUUUUCUUUGAGCCCAUUGACAAGUGCAUCGAUGGCUGACUGGGCAAUGCUUCCUGUCUCUACACCCCUAUUCUUCCCGUCGCUCUGCCUAAAGUGCCAGCGGCCUGCUCCACCAGCUGCAAUGCCCUAACAGAGCUGGAAGACCCUUCCUAACAGCGCAGUGCUGCCCGCCCGUCCUCCCCAAAGCCGCCCCACCGAUAGAGCCCUCCUUGUCUGCUGAAUAAACAGAGUCCCCGCCUCUGAAUUCGUUUUCCUGGUCCCCUGGGAA